Messenger RNA from Plectropomus leopardus (leopard coralgrouper), 1878 nucleotides. Its product is annotated as myelin basic protein-like. NCBI's taxonomy places the organism in Eukaryota, Metazoa, Chordata, Actinopteri, Perciformes, Serranidae. The record is from RefSeq and is a predicted model, not a curated record. Gene Ontology annotation, molecular function: structural constituent of myelin sheath.
UACAAGCAUGGCAUCUGCAAGCAGCUCUGCACAGGCUGCCUUCGGGCUGGGCCGGAGGAAGAAGAACCCCGGCCUCCUGGAUCAGAUUGGAAAGUUCUUUGGAGGAGACAAGAAGAGGAAGAGCAAGGGAUCUUUCCGAGGUGCUCUGUCUCCAGGCCCUCAGAAAUCCUCUGCCACUUCCCCACGUAAGCGCGGAGCAGAGAACGCUGUGGUCCAUUUCUUCCGCACGAUCGUGUCCCCCGCCCCUCCCAAGUCUAGGUGGAGAGGACUAGCAGCCAAGAUAGGCCUGGGUGACCAGAAGUCACAGUCUGCUAAAGCCAAGAAGGCCAGUGCAGGGGACGGCAAAGGCACCCUGACUAGGAUCUUCAAAAUGUGAUGAUAUCAGCAGCAGAGGAAGCAGGAGUGCUUCUCCAGCCAAACGCUGAAGGCCCUCUCCAACACCUCUUCCAACAGGACGAGGGCAGGCGUUCAAGAUCGCGGGACUAAAGUGGGGAAAAAGAGGAAGAAAAGGAGGAAAUCUUGUCACCCCCUUAAACUCACCUUUCCCUCCACUUCUGAUAACACUCUAACGUAUGCUAAAUCCCUCAUCUACCCUAUUACCUCCCUGCUCCUUUGGCUGGUAGAUAGCGACACAAUCUGUUGCCCCCAACCCCCCCUGCAUGCAUUGUGCUGAGUCUGUGCAGUCAUCAUCUUUAGUGUGAACUUUUUUGCUGAACCCCGAAGCCGCUCACAUGUGCAGCCCGAAUGACCCCCUGCAAUGGCUCUCUAUCGUGCUUGAGUUUCUGUGGACGUCUUCGAUUGUUCCUCUAACAAAAGGGUGGCAAAACUGAAGCAUGCCUGGAGCAGUUGAGGGAUUACGGCCGGUGCGAGUCCGACUGACUUGACCGUCAUUGCCGAUUGCAGAUGGAAUGAAAAGACCGGGAUGUUUCUGGUUUUUUUUUGUAAAAAGAGCUGUUUUCUGUCUCGUCACACUGUCUUUGUAUUUCCCUUGAACCUUCUCUGUGAACUCAAACUUGUGUUUAACAGAUUUUAUAUUCUUACGAGAGCCAUUUGGUCAAAGUGUGUUUUCAUUCAUCCUUUGUGUCUUAGAUGUAGUUAAGUGUCCUGUCAUAAAUGUGAUGUUGAUCUUUGUUUGUCAUUAGGGCCUAAGGCUGGCUGUGGGUUUUGUGGUAUAAAUAUAAUUUCUAAACCCUCUAAAUCAUAAUCACUGAAAAACUGUUUCUAAUUUAUUUCUUUUUCAGUCCACAAGAUAAUGGUAAACACUAAUUCUCCUUUCCAUAUAUGAAGUAAAUAAUUUCAUAGUGCACUGUUUUCCACUUUUAAAAGCUGCCAGAAUCUGAAUCUGAAGCUGAUGUUGGUGCUGCAGCAUGAUGCCAGAUUCAGACCCUUUCCUCUUUGCUUUAGUGUAGUCUAGGUCUCUCCUUUGUCUCUGCUGUUUCUAUCUCAUGCACAGCACACAUAUUGUAAAUUAAAUUCACAAAAAUCCUCGCUCCACAACACGCGACUUUCCCCCUGACUACCAAAAACAAUGUGCUGUGUUUCCUUCUUGUGGAUAAUUAUAAAAAACACAAUUUCAAAAAGGUGCUCUGUAACUAAUUGUGGUGACACACUGUAAAAGGGUUUCUUGGGAAUGUGUAACUUUUCAGAAAAUACAAAAGCUCAGCACUACCAUAUGUGCUGUUCAAAACAAACAUCUUCCACAUGUUACAAGAAAGCGUGUUUGUCUCUCCCACUGUUUGUGUGUGCUUGAGCCUUGUGGGUGCUGUGUGAUCUUCUGAAUGGACCCUGUGGGUGAAUGUAAAGAUCCUCUUCAUUAUGUGUAAUAAAACAUGACCAGCCACUUAACUGAGAAUAAAAAAAUAAAAAUUAUAAAACCAA